Zychaea mexicana is the source of this 2078-nucleotide messenger RNA. RefSeq lists its product as uncharacterized. The record is from RefSeq and is a predicted model, not a curated record. The transcript is spliced from 2 exons. Lineage: Eukaryota; Fungi; Mucoromycota; Mucoromycetes; Mucorales; Lichtheimiaceae. Bases 173 to 1921 code for a protein of 582 amino acids.
CAGCUGCGCCUGGUACGAUCACGUACCGCAGUACACAAGAAGUACCUGGAGAACUCUUAGAAUAUGUAGACGCCUCCACGAUAUAAAGGACAAGGCUCGAGAUCGUUUCCUAGGGGCCCAUGUUAAAUGUGUUCAACUUGACGAUUUCAGUAACGAGGAUGAGUUGUAUACUAUGCUCCGGAGAUUACUAGACUUGGGCUGCGAUCAAAUAACGGGUUUAGAAUUGAUCAAAUGCAAAACAGAAGACCAAGACGUAUUCAUAGGUCUACUACGACAAAUGGGACAGACGUUAACACAUUUGAACAUGAAAUAUCAUGCUUCAAAUGUUGCGUUGCGUCAAAUCAUACUAUCAGUAUGCCCGCAACUCACCCAUUUGGUUUACAUAAUUAACCAGGACCUACGGGUUCACCGUAAGACGUACAAUCAAGAGCCAAUAUCGACUAUGACGCCACUGACGAUGAACGAUGGUCGAGAAUACAGCAGUAACAACAACAUCGUUUAUUUACAUUUCGACGCCCCGAUGCACAAAGAAGACCGUCUUCAGCCCAUUUUACAAAAGUGCCCCGAGCUCCGAUACUUCAUCGCCACAUCGUUGGACACAUACAACCUAAACUCAAAACACCGUUUCGAUAACAGCGACAGUUUUGUGUAUCAGUACGAGCUAGCAUCAUGGUGCCCAAAUCUCAUAGGUUUCAAGAGUAACGGCAGCUAUAACCAACAAAUUAGCGAAGAAACCAUCACCCGAAUGACAAUCAGUAAAAAUAACUAUGAUACUCGCGAUCAUGGAGAGGGAUUGAAGCACCUUUCUCUAUGCGAAGAUUUUGGCUAUGAUCAAAUUGCUCCUUUUCUGAUCACAAACCAGCACAUGCUUCAACACUUGGAGAUUAUUGGCUCAGAAUAUUACGGCUACCAUGGGUUCGGUUGGGCAUCUCUUGUUCAAUCUCUACAUCUGACUCAGUUAUGCACGUUAAUCUGUGAUGGUAUUGACCUCGAUUCUUCUACAAUGAUUACAUUACUCAAUCACGCGCCCACACUUGAUACGUUGAAAAUAAAACGUAUUCCGCUCACGCUCGAUCGGUCGAAUAUUAGAUCCAUCGAUAUGAUGCAGCAGUUACACAGCCUACAUUUGCAUGGUAUCACGUUUUCUGACGAACAUGUCGCCAUCACGAUGCUUGAACGGUUUCCUGCACUAGAAAGACUUGUCAUCAAAAAAUCAACGUUAUCGCUAAAGGAACUGGGCGAAUCUUCAUGGUACCUGAUGAAACAGAAGAAGCAUCUUGAACUUUGCAAUAUUGAUUGGCACGUUCAAGAAAAUGAAGGAGAAGAACAGCAGCAGCAGCAACCUACAGUGAUACUGCGACCUGAAAUUUUCAGAGGCCUAGCCUUACAUGGAUCAAAUCUUGAGUUUGUACGAAUAGUCAAUGUCCCGAACAUUACAUUCGAGCACCUUAAUGCAAUUGCCAGUAUAUCAACGAUCAAGUAUCUGGAUGUGCAGCUCGAAGAAACCUUGGGCGACGAGAAUGAAACAGACAUACUUGACAUUGUCACAAAGCUCAAAAAGACAGCAAUCGAGUAUUUAUCCCUGCGUCGAAUCUGCUACCUCCCUUCCUAUGGUGUGCUCCAAGCCCUAGGCGAAUUGCUGGUCCUGAACGAACUUCAUAUAGAGGCGCCCAGAAUAGAUCUCCCAGCGCCCAACGACCAACGAGACGUUGACAUCUCCAGUAUAUUACCAUUGCUUUGUAGCACAAGUUUGAAAAAGAUAACUUUUGAAAAUGCGAUCGGACGACCUCCUACAAAUCCUCGGGCUGUUAUCGACGACCUGAUUUCGGUGCACAGCCUUCCGUGGGAUAGUCAGCCAUGCGUCAUAAGCUUCGACUAUAGCUUAUAUGUUGCAGAUAUAACACUGGUACGCCACUGCUAGUUCACUACUACCGGUUUCUCUUGUUUUACUACCUUCACAUUACGGCUCUCACCUGAUCCAAUCUGUUGUGCUCUAUACUAUUUCUAUUUUGUAUAUCCUCAUAUUCUACAGCAACAUAUCCCGAGGACGUUAGUAUAUACCGUCUUUUUAUGUAAAC